AUGGACUCUUGUUCUUUUGAUGGCGAAAUAAUCCCAAACGAGAAGGAAUGGCGGCUGAGUUCGUGUGCCAAAUGCCUCUGUCGGGAUGGCUCUCUCCAAUGUUUCACCGUUUUUUGUCCACCUGCCUUCUGUAAUGCGGAUGAAAGUCUAGUCAUACCAACUGGAAAAUGUUGUCCAGAAUGCGCUCAAAAAUCCUGCUUUGCAUUUGGGACAUCGUACCAGCAUGGUGAAGAGUGGAAGAAAGAUGCCUGCACCACUUGUGUAUGUGACCGAGGAGAAUCCAGAUGUUUUACAAAGACCUGCCCCACGCUGAAUUGUCAGAAGGAGGAGAACAAAGUGCGUCGCCCUGGGAAAUGUUGUGAAGAGUGUGUCCUUUCCAAGGGCAGCUGUGUGCACAACGGCACCCUCAAAUACCACAAUGACCUGUGGAAUGGUACGGACUGCAGCUUCUGUAGCUGUGAUGGAGGCCAGGUGGCUUGUCGGAAGGCAAAGUGUGCCAAAGUGGACUGUGCAAAGGGUGAAGAAUUAUUUCAUUUACAAAGCAAGUGCUGCCCUGAAUGCAUCUCGAGAGGGGGUUCCUGUGUUUACAAGGAAUAUACCAAAGAUGUAAGCCACUGCCAUCCUGAUUGCUUGACCUGCAACCAGGCAUUUGAUGGCUGUGAUGCCUGCCGAGAUUCCACCAAGUUUCUACUGAAGGGGCGUUGCGUUGACAGCUGUGGGGCUGGCUUCUAUCCAGAUGCUGGCCUUUGCGUAGCUUGCCACGGAUCCUGUGCUACGUGCCGGGGUCCCACGGCAAACAACUGUUCCACCUGCCGAGACCCGUCUCUUGUGUUACUGGAAGGCACGUGCGUGGCUAAUUGUGGACAGCGGUUCUACGUUAUGGAUGGAGUUUGCAGAGCUUGCCAUGAAGGUUGUGAAAUAUGCUAUCCGGACCGGCUGAGAUGUUUGUCCUGUGCUUCAGACCGUGUUCUGCUUGAGGGCAACUGCAUGUCAGAAUGUCCCCCUGGCUACUACGCAGAUGGCUCUCACAAAUGCAGAG
This is a messenger RNA of Protobothrops mucrosquamatus (brown spotted pit viper), 1039 nucleotides long. Its product is annotated as extracellular matrix protein FRAS1-like. NCBI's taxonomy places the organism in Eukaryota, Metazoa, Chordata, Lepidosauria, Squamata, Viperidae. The transcript is spliced from 9 exons. The annotation marks the transcript as partial. Gene Ontology annotation, molecular function: protein binding. The record is from RefSeq and is a predicted model, not a curated record.